This is a messenger RNA of Porites evermanni, 369 nucleotides long. NCBI's taxonomy places the organism in Eukaryota, Metazoa, Cnidaria, Anthozoa, Scleractinia, Poritidae. The record is from the annotation of a GenBank genome assembly.
AUGGCGGCACUGUUGUGCAAUCGUGUCGUUCCCUUUACACGUAUAUUUGUUAGAAAUAAGAACGGCAAAAGCUUAUUUUCUGAUGUAGCGACAUCCAAAAGACUUUUAAACACCACCUUCUGGCGUUAUUGCAGCCAAGGUGUUCAUGGCGAGGAUACAAAGAAGGUGACCGAGGCUCCCGAAACUCAACAAAAGUCUCAGAAAGAUUAUGGCGACAUUAAUGAAAAAGAGGUGCCUGCUGAAGAGGAUCCUUACGCUCCGUUUCCAGAUGAUGUGAACCCAGUUACAGGGGAAAAAGGUGGGCCAAAAGGACCAGAACCAACCAGAUAUGGAGACUGGGAAAGAAAAGGAAGAUGUAUAGACUUUUGA